This is a messenger RNA of Dictyostelium discoideum AX4, 309 nucleotides long. RefSeq lists its product as hypothetical. The transcript has 5 exons. NCBI's taxonomy places the organism in Eukaryota, Evosea, Eumycetozoa, Dictyosteliales, Dictyosteliaceae. The record is from RefSeq and is a predicted model, not a curated record. Bases 1 to 309 code for a protein of 102 amino acids.
AUGGGAAGGGUGUUACAAAAUUAUUAUUAUUAUUAUUUUUUUUUUAUUUAUUUUUUUUAUUUUUAUUUUUUUUAUUAUCAUGAUAUUAAUGUAUUAAAAAGAGUAUAUUUAUUAUUGUUAUUUAAUAUUUUUAUGUUUUUUAAAAAAAAAAAGAGAUUUAAUAAUAGUGUGUGUGUAAUCAACCACCACAAUUUUUUUUUAAUUUGUUUUGUUCUUCAACUUAACCCACAUUUUUCAAAAAAAGAAAAAAAAAAAAAAAUAAUAAUAAUAAUCAAUCGAAAGUUCCACAAAAAAAUAAAGAGGGUUUAA